AUGGCUGGCCUCGUAUUAUUUUCGUUUGUAAACUGUGAUGGGGCCUACGAGGUUUUUUGGCGGAGUGUAGAUAGCCUUGUUGCUCGACUGGAUGAGAUUAUGGAUUCUCUGACGCAUAAUCCUGCCGGCCUGAAGCUAAACGAACCGGUCAACACAGCUCUCGCCAGUUUCUUCCAGUACCACAUACAUCUCUGGAAAACAUUCAUGAUGUUCUCACGUUAUCGUACCAUCUGGUACGUUUUGUAUGGCUCCUCAUGUCUGGGUCUAUCAGUUUGCUGUGCCCUGUUCGCCGACUUCGUUUCGUUGCUCACAUUGCACAUCGUCUGCUUUGAUGUCUAUGCUUCACGGUAA
Messenger RNA from Cooperia oncophora, 351 nucleotides. The record is from the annotation of a GenBank genome assembly. Lineage: Eukaryota; Metazoa; Nematoda; Chromadorea; Rhabditida; Trichostrongylidae.